AUGACUCACGGGAUCCCAUCAUAUCUAACGGGUCACUAUCCUUUCGCAACCUAUGGCGGUCAGUCGUCGUAUCACUUCGGCGCGCCGUUUUCCCCCAUGUACGGCGCGCCCAUGCACAUGCCGCUUCCGCCACACAUGCCUCCGCACGGGUCCGCGCACGCAUCCGCGCACGGAGCAGCGCACGGAAGGGCGCUUGCAGCGGCGCAUCCAGGCUACGGCUUCCCCCCUCCGCCGUCCGCCCGACAUCGUUCAACUUUCCAUGCCGCCGCAGCAUCAGGACCCACGAAGAGACUCCGCCGCACCGGCCGGUUUGAUCUGGACAGUAUGGGUCACAUCCCCACGCCUUUUUUCAACGAGAGCCCGGUAGAUGUCGCGAUCGACGGUGCUGAUAAGCAGGCGGGAGACGAUAAAGCGCGGUUCGGCAGCGGCAACGGCGGCAGCGGCGGCGAUCCUUUGUUCGACGAACUUUCCUGGGGAUUCCCUGAUCUUGAGUUCAAGCCAAAGCUUGACUCCGCGGCGAUGGCGACGACUAACGCGCGAAAUUCUGACUUGCAGUUAUCUUUGGAACCGACUGCGAUUUCUGAUCACGCGCCGCACGUGACGCACGAUGAUGUGUACUACUCGGAAUACUACCCGCAUCCGGCGCCGGACUAUCCUCCAAUGGCAAGCCCGUAUCACGCGGCUGCGUACUACCAGCCUCAUCCAUCUCAUCAUCCUCAUCCGCUCUACAGUCAUCACCUCUACAAGCAGCGGCACGCGGAAGCCGCCGCGAUGGCGAGGCAAGCGCGAGUGGCGGCGACGAGAGAGGCGCUCGCAGGGCGAAACGGCGUGCAAUCCGUCGCAGGGCGAAACGUGAAAUCGCCAGCUGUCGCACAGGCGAAGGCGACGGGGAAGAGAAAGGGAGGCGACAGCGUCGCAGACCCGCACACGCUCGGCGACGGCUUGGAAUUCGACGAGCAGCUUGAUCAUUUCGGCGUCGCUGUCGCGGCUAACGAGCCGUGUGCUGUCGUCCCGUCGCGCGCUGAUCGUCCCCCUUCUCCCGCGGACCUACUCGUUCCAUCGUCACCGUCUGUCCCGUUACUAACCCGCUCUUCCGCCGAAACUGCUUCUGCGUUUCCAGCUGCUUCAAGCCGUCCGUCGCUGGCCCUUGUUCCCGAUCGCGAGGGCCCGUGUCGUUUCUCCAUUCAUUCUUCGCUACCCGGAGACCGCGACGAUGCGGCACCCGCUCUCUUAUUCCCGCCUGUUCCGCGUAUACCUGUUGCGGUUUCAUCCCCCGUCGUGCCUUCCGCCGCGCCUUCCGCUGCUGCGAGUAUUCCGGCGACAGUCGAUCCAAAGCGAAGAAGGUUGCUCCGCAACAGAGUCAGUGCCCAACAGGCUAGAGAGAAGAAAAAGUGUUACAUCAGUGGGUUGGAAGGACGAGAAGCAUCACUUACUGUGGAGAAUGAGGCAUUGGAGGCUACUAUUGCCGCUCUUACAAAGGAAAAUGCCGAGCUCAGCACCCCGCGCGUCGUCUUAUCAGGACCGAAAUUCAGAGGAUUCGACGGCGUGGCGACUCCAGCCUCGCUGUUAACUAGUAAAGCCACAUUCUCCGGCGGAUUUUCUGCCGGUGUUUGCGGCACAGCGACGCCGAGGCUGUCAGGCGGCCGGCAGAGCGUCAUCCGCGUGGCCGGGGGGGAACCGGGAGGCGCGGGGAAAAGCGCAGGAGGGAAGGCGGCGGAGCGCGCGGGGCCGACGGCGGAAACUACCCCGCUGGUGCGCUUCGCGUGGUAUGCGUCAGAGGCGUUCGGGAAGGCGGUGGCGGCGGUGCGCGGGGGGGAGGCGGAUGGCGGAAGGGGAAAAGGCGCAACGGCGGAAGGGGAGCCGGCGGUGGUUGACCGCGACGCGGCUAUUAAAGCGCUGAGAGAAGACUAUGACAAGUCGUACUUUGUGACAGGCGAGAUGACCAUGUGGUUGUACGAACCAGAUUGCGAGUUCGCCGACCCCUUUGUGUCGUUCAACGGCCGAGAUCGCUUCAAGCAGAACGUGUCCAACCUCGGGUCGUUUAUGGAGGAAGUUUCCCUAAAGAUUCUCGACUGGCAGGAGUCAGAGGGUACGGUUACCACCAAGUGGAGAUUCAGCUGCGUAUUGGGCCUGCCAUGGCGCCCCAUUCUUGCUGCAUCCGGGUCUACAGACCAUUUCUUCAGCGAAUCAACAGGAAAAAUAUACAAGCAUGUGGAGCGGUGGGACAUUUCCCCUGCAGAUGGAGUCAAGCAGCUGCUCAAGCCAAACCCUAAACUCAGAAAGCGCUAG
Molecule: messenger RNA, 2289 nt
Organism: Closterium sp. Yama58-4
Lineage: Eukaryota; Viridiplantae; Streptophyta; Zygnematophyceae; Desmidiales; Closteriaceae
Source: the annotation of a GenBank genome assembly